AUGCCCCGUCGCUCUUCCACUGCUCCCUCAGUGCCCGUGGUAGCCACCAUCGACAUCGGUACUACUUCGGCAAGAUGCAUUUUGUUUGCCAAAGACGGCACGGAGGUGGCAAAACACCAGAUCGAGUACUCGACCUCGGCCUCGGAAGCUCCAGCCGAAUCACUGAACACUGAUCAAUUUCGGCGCAGAAGUUCGCUCGCUCGUCACAACGACCCGAUUUUCACUGCUGAGGGUGUGGCAAUUCUGAUUUCUGACCAUGUUGAAAUCGAAAACAACGCCGCUUCAGUCGGUCCCACCUUACGCUUUCCUCAACCUGGAUGGGUCGAAUGUAUGCCCGUGCACAUCUUGGCCAAUGCCGUGCAGUGUCUUGUGGCAUGUCUCAUCACGUUGCGGAAGAUCAACCAAAACCCAGACUUGAAGAUCAAGUAUAAGGUCAAGUGUAUUGGUAUUGCCAACAUGAGAGAGACUACCAUUGUAUGGAACAGAAAGACUGGAAAGCCAUUGAGCAACGGUAUCACAUGGACAGACACUAGAACGGCUGAGAUCGUGCAACAUUUGGAGAAUAUGACUGACCAGGAGUUGAAGGACGAGAUGCGUGAGAAGACCGGGUUGCCAUUGUCCACGUAUUUCAGUGCUGCCAAAUUGAGAUGGCUCUUGGAUAACGACGACGUGAUCCGUGAGGAGUAUGAGAAGGGUGAGAACUUGAUGUUUGGAACUGUUGAUACCUGGCUUAUCUAUCACUUGACUAAGGAGAAGGCGUAUGUGACAGAUGUGACCAAUGCAUCCAGAACAUCAUUUAUGAACUUGGAAACACAAGACUACGACGAGGAGUUGCUUGACUUUUGGGGCAUUGAUCCUGACAAAAUCAGCUUUCCUAAAAUUGUUUCGAGUUCCGAAUUCUACGGUCUGUUUGUUGCUCCCAACUUAUCCAACUUGGGUUUCCACAACAAAAUCACCCAGGAGGCUUACGAUAUGUUGAAAACCAUUUACAAUGUUCCAAUCUGUGGCUGUCUUGGUGACCAGUCAGCUUCGUUGGUGGGACAAAUGGCAGUGACCCCGGGCUCUGCAAAAUGUACCUAUGGAACAGGUUGUUUCCUCUUGUACAACACGGGAGUGAACAAGUUGAUCUCGCAGAACGGAAAUCUUACCACGCUCGGCUUUUGGUUUCCAACCCUUAAUGGUGACGACGGUAAGCCCCAUUUCGCGUUGGAAGGUUCCGUGGCGGUGGCUGGUUCCAUUAUUCAGUGGUUGCGUGACAACUUGAAGCUCAUUGAAAGUGCCAAAGAUAUUGGUCCUUUGGCCUCACAGGCAGAUACCGCCGGUGGAGUGGUAUUUCUCCCAGCAUUCUCUGGUCUCUACGCUCCAUACUGGGACCGUGGAGCCCGUGGUACCAUCUUUGGUAUGACACAGUACACUACGGCAGCCCACAUUGCUCGUGCUGCCUUGGAGGGUGUGUGUUUUCAAGUGAGAGGCAUCUUGCGUGCCAUGGCAGAGGAUGCUGGCGGCGCCAAGGAUUUCUUGGAAGAAGCUCUUAGCUCUCAGCACCAGGAUAAGCUUUUGUCAACUUUGGCCGUGGAUGGAGGUAUGUCUAAGGCUGAUGAGGUGUUGCAGAUCCAAGCAGAUAUUUUGGGGCCGUGUGUGACAGUCAAGAGAGCAGAUAAUGCAGAGUGUACAGCAUUGGGAGCUGCUAUUGCUGCCGGUUUGGCAUUCAAAGACGAAAACGAGAGAGUUUGGAAGGAUUUCGAUGAUGUGGUUUCUAGUCUUUCCAGCGAUGAUGAUCUGGCCAAUAUUUUCAGCGCAAAGCUUCCUGACGACGAGAGAAGAAAGAACUGGAGAAGAUGGGAGCGUGCUGUGGAUCGUGCCAAGGGCUGGUUGGAUGAGGACUAG
This is a messenger RNA of Sungouiella intermedia, 1887 nucleotides long. NCBI's taxonomy places the organism in Eukaryota, Fungi, Ascomycota, Pichiomycetes, Serinales, Metschnikowiaceae. The record is from the annotation of a GenBank genome assembly.